UCAUCCACUUUUCUUUGCUGCUCGUGGCGAACGGAAGCAAAUUGGUGCUGGUCCCGCCGUGCAUAGUUGACCAGUUGGUGAAAAGUUCUAAGUGCGCAUAAUUUUAAACCACGCAUAGAUUCAUAUUACAUAACCUAGAUCGGGAACUGAGUGCGAAAAAGUGUACGGCAAAGAAAUAGUGUGAAAAUGGAUGUGGUAGUUAAGCAGGAAUUGAAUGGCUCCCCGUUGCCACAGCGUCCUCAGCAGCAGCAACAGCAGCAUGGUGGUGGCGGUGGCGGCGGCGGCGGCACUCCGGGACCGAUGCAUGGUAACAACCAGUCCGGUGGUCCCGAUGGACCAGGAGGUCCAGGCAACAAGAACAUGAAUCGGAACAAUCGCAACAAUAGCAAAAAUCGUCUUAGCAUGCCGAUGCGCAAUCGUGGGCCUGGUGGUGUUGGCGGUGUUGGUGGCGGCGGUGCUGGUGGAAACGGCAACAAUGGAGGCCCGGGAAACAAUCGGCCCGGCAAUAAUGGGGGAAAUCCUCAGCAGAUGGGCGGUGAAGACUUCAGUCCGAAUCAGCACCAGAACCGUGGAGGCAUGAAUCGUGGCGGCCACAACCGCAGUGGAAAUGAUAUGGAUAACAAUUUCGGCGAUCGUCGUCGCGGUGGCGGUGAGGCUUAUUUCAUCAACGAGAAGCUUCGCAUGCUCGCCGGUCCUUUGCUCGAUAUCCCACCGAUCGAGGCGCAUGACACCAAAUUUUCUGGCCGCAACCGGCUGUACGUCGGCAAUUUGACAACCGACGUGACAGAGGAAGAGCUGAUUGAGAUGUUCAAACCGUUUGGCGAAAUUAACGAGGUGUUCAUGAACAAGGAGAAAAACUACGCCUUCGUGCGUGUAGAUUAUCUCUCCAACGCUGAAGCUGCAAAGCGUAACCUGGACGGUACCACUCGCAAGAAUCGUGUGCUGCGCGUACGAUUCGCACCGAAUGCGACCGCUAUUCGGGUAAAAAAUCUGACACCGUACGUGACUAACGAGCUGCUGUACAAAGCAUUCGAAGUGUUCGGACCGCUGGAGCGAGCCGUCGUGCAGGUUGACGAGCGUGGCAAACCGACCGGCGAGGGUAUUGUGGAGUUCAAGAACAAACCAGGUGCCUUGGCGGCCAUCCGGUGCUGCACGGAGAAAUGCUUCUUCCUCACGUCGUCGCUGCGGCCAGUCAUCGUGGAACCGUAUACGCAUCAGGACGACAACGACGGUCUGCCAGAAAAGUCACUCAACAAGAAACAGGGCGAGUUUAUGAAGGCACGCCAGCAGGGACCACGCUUCGCCGAGCAGGGAUCGUUUGAGUUCGAGUAUGGACAGCGCUGGAAGCACAUGCACGAGUUGUUCAAGCAGAAGGCUGAAUCACUGAAGCGCGAGAUGAUCAUGGAGGAGGAAAAACUCGAAGCGCAGAUGGAAUACGCUCGAUACGAGCAAGAAACCGAACAACUGCGCGAGCAACUGCGACAACGUGAAAUGGAUCGCGAUCGCCAGAAGGCCGAAUGGGAAAUGAAGGAACGUCAGGCACAGGAAGCGCGCCAGCGCAAUGACAUUCAGAUGAAAACGGAGAUCGAAGAAAUGACCAAUCGUAUCAAGCGAUCGGACGAAGAAUUGCACCGCAGACAGAAGGAAAAUACCAUGUUCAUGCAGAACCGUCAGAUGAUGGAACAGCAGCAAAUGAACGAUAUGGGCAUGGGAAGCGGUGGCGAUGCCGGUGGUGGCAUCGAUAACCGCCGCAACUUCGAUAUGAUGAACCAAGGUGGCGGCAAUGGUGGUAACUUUGGCAAUAUGCGGGACGGACGGUUUGAAGAUGAAUACCUAACGGAAUUGCUUAAAAUAAUUGGUCCCGGAGCACAGAACAAUGAUGGUGCAAAGCAUUCCAACCACCACAACAAACACCAGCAACAAGAGCAACAACAUGGUGCAGCACACAAAGGAAAGCCAUGGCGCAAAAAAAACGGCGUUGCGCAGACCAAGAACAAAUCCCUAAGUUGAACAAACGUAUGAAUCACCUUUGGAUAAGGACGCCAGAGGAGGCCAAGCUGCUCAACCCGGUUUCGCUAAGAAAUUGAACGAAAGGUUAUAUUUUGAAUUGUGUCAACAUGGUCCCAAAGGAUGACACACAGAUGAUUGAUCAGUUCGAAAGCUACCAAAGGCCUAUCGGACGUAUCGAAUUACGGCAUACCACUCGAUAAAAUUACACUGGUAGAUUAAGUGAAGCUGUUCGAUUCUCGUGCUAAGUACCAUAAAUUACAAGGAAUAGGAUAGAAUUGUGCCGCAUCCACCUCGAAACCCUUAUCUUUCGUACCCGUCAGGCGUAUAAUGCUUCACUGGAUAGCAUUAGCAAUUAUGCGUAGAUUGUUCGGAAAGUUUCACUAUGAUUUGAAAGCACCAGCACCACCAGUGCGUGGACCGUAAAGUAUCAGUAUCAUGAUGUGCUGCCUCCACUGGAUCCAGGUAAGGACUCCAUCGAUCAUCGGUGUAAGAACGUUUAUAUUGAAUGAUACUGUAAACUGUUUACGGGGCAUUCAAUAUUUAAGGCAAGAGGGAAAAUUUGUAAUUUUUAUUCGUGAACAACACAACCCAACGUGUGCAGGUGCCAACCGUUUACAAUAAGUCUAUUUUAAAGCUGUAUUUGCUGUUCAUUAUUUUUAUUUAACGAUUCAAUGAAACGGAACAACUUUACUCAGCGUUUAAACGCUUUCUUUCAAAACGACGAAUAUAUAUGAAUACACAUUUCAUUCAGUGUUAUAUGGACAGCGAUAAACGAACAACGUCGACGUUGUAGCCAGGACGGUAAAAUUUGCCAUUAACAGAAUCAUCACAUACUUAAGACAUUUUUUGAAGGUGAUUGAAAAGAAAGAACUUUCACUUCGAUGUCCAGGGAGUCAAAGUGCUCAGCAAAAAUAAGUAAGGAUAUUGUUAAUGUAUCUAGUGAUUACAACUACUUCUACAAAACCAUCGUUAUUUCAUUUGCGGACUAAACAUAGCUUAGAAGUUACGAAUGAACUAGUUGAUUGAGAUAUGUAGAGACCGGCUCUUAUUGCUCUCUGCUUUAGUAUAUAGGAAAACUUGUUUGUAAACUUAUGUUAAUAUUUAUAAUUUGGCUUCAUUAAAGUUGAUCACAUUGUGUUCAUUACUCUUGUUACUGCACAUUGUAUCUUACUACUAGUUUCUUUUCUUCCGUAAUCAAAGCAAUCUGAUUUGAUGAUAGUGUGCCUUGUAAAAGGUUUUUCAUUUUGUCAAUCAGAUCGUUCGGAUGGAUGCAAGAAUUCUUCAAAAAGUUAAGUUCCUUUUCUAAAUUUAAAACUUUUUGUUUUAGUUUAAAAUUUUCAGAAGUAACGUAGUUUAAGGUUGCUUUUAAUCGCAAAUUAGCUUCUCUAAGUUUCUGUAUUUCCUGAGAAUUGUUUGUGUUCGUGGAUUGCGUUGUGCUUACGGAUGCAUCAUUGCUUGCCGUAACAGGAAUAGAUGUUAAGGGAGGAAAGUUUUCCAAAUCUUCCUCCUGUUGAUUACUCAUUGCAGUAUGCAAUGCAGUUUUAAUUGUUGGAAUAGCUGAAACAAAUAUAAUGAAUUAGUCACACAAAGAUUAAGAUGCAAUUCAAAACAACUCACCAUUAGGAAGAAGAAGUCUUCGAGACACUUUAGCACCAACCAAAUUAUUAAUUGGCAUUAGAUAAUCAUUUUCUAGGAAAUGUGUUGAACAUAUCACGUCAUUUAUUGAAGGUUCCCAAUUUUCCUCCCGGUUACAAAAUUGAACCCAAGAUUUACGAAGGGGUUCAGAUUUUGGGAAAAUGUGGAAGGAAAUCUCCACCGAAUGUUUUUUUGCAUCGCAUCGUUUAUUGCGACACAGUGAAACAGCACAGGGAGCAGGCAUGUUUAAAAGUUUUAGAAAAGUUCUUAUGAAAUUCGUUAUGGUAAUGAAAGAAACAAAAUUUAACUAAUGCUACUUGAAAACAAACAACAAAAUAUCAAACUAAUACCUAUACUAACGUAACUAUCUUACCAUAGAGCUAACUAACUAACCUAACUAAACACUAUUUUAUAAGAAAAUUAUCGUAAAUGAAACUUAACUAACGAUUUCAAAGAACUGUAGAUGUGGAUCUUAAUUUAGAAUCUACACAUCUAUCCAAGUUAUAGUCAAAAUCACUUAAUACAAACUAUAAUUUUUAUUAAAUGAUUAUAAAAAAUAACUAUAACAAAAAAUUAACCUUCAAAAAACACACUUCCUUAUGAUAUCACUUCAAAGCCACCAAAAACACGCAAUCCACAACCGAGCAAACCGAAAGUACAAGAAGCUAUGAGGGUAAAUAUUUGUAAACAAUACCUCCACCAAUACCUUCUACCAUUCCACAACCAUUUCUUCUCCACCUCACCACGGAACAAAAACGUCAAGUCGCGAAAUGUCAAAUUGCUCUAUAUAAUUCUACCUCCUAAAUCUAUAUACCUUGGUUACGAGGUAAAAUCCGUUGAGGGAAUGAAAACAUUUACUAUAUUUGUCUUAGCAACCCAUGCGUUUACAGCUCGCGCAAACCGUGAAGUCGUCCUAUCUAUUGGUGAAACCUGUAUUGAAUUAAUUUUUGAAGCAUGAUGCCGUAGCAAUAUAAUGAUGUAAACAAUUACCGUUUGAUAUAGCAAUGAGAAAACUUUCUGGCUGCUUUAAAAUCUUUCUAGAUUACUUUGUCUGACGCUUACGGCAACAAGUGAUUUGGAAUCGAAAAAAAUGUACUUUGUUAUCACAUAUGUAGUUAAUGUGGUUAUUUUUUUUGCAGUUGAUAUUCCAAAUAUAGGGGCUGUCUUCACAGGGCAGGAUCCCCGUAGCGGGGACUGACUAUCCAACUACAAGGUAUCAUUAAGUCUGUAGUGCCCCAAGGAAGCAGAAGAUACCAAAGGGGGGUCCCAAAGGAUGACACACCGAUUGACCAGUUCGAAAGGUUAUAUUCAGAAUUGUGUCACCGCAAUCCUCUCGUGGGGUACAAUGGUCCCAAAGGAUGUACUGUCCCAUCGGCCCGAUAUGACCUGUCUAUGUUUCAGAUGCUAUAUUUAUGGCGCAGUCUGUGGAAAGCAGUUCCUGUUAUGUACGUGUGCACUGGAGAUAUCAGAGCACACAGCCCCCCGACUCUACAACAGUACUUCAAUUCAGAAGAUUCCAGAAAACGGAUGCGCUCGAACGAAGCUGAAUGGUACAAAAGCAGAUGAAUGCAGAUUUUACUCAUACCAUUCCGUCCGGACCAACCCGUCUGUCUGAUUUCAUCAGUGCUGCUUGCCAAAACAGGAAAAGGACACCACCAACAAAAAAGGAGGGGGGCUGAAGAGAAUUUGCACAGCAUAAUUCCGUCGAAUCGUAUGACAGGAGGUGGAUUUCAGCUGAAACAUACAACGGAUUUUUUUCGGAUGAAAUAUGUUGAAAAUAAAGAAAAGACGAUGUUACAAAUGUAA
This is a messenger RNA of Anopheles stephensi (Asian malaria mosquito), 5451 nucleotides long. RefSeq names its product hrp65 protein-like. Gene Ontology annotation, biological process: regulation of DNA-templated transcription. Gene Ontology annotation, cellular component: nucleus. The transcript has 15 exons. Bases 187 to 2010 code for a protein of 607 amino acids. The record is from RefSeq and is a predicted model, not a curated record. NCBI's taxonomy places the organism in Eukaryota, Metazoa, Arthropoda, Insecta, Diptera, Culicidae. Gene Ontology annotation, molecular function: RNA binding.